CCUCCCUGUUGCCAAGGCGACCACACAUUGAAACACCCAUGUCUCAAGUGUCCCGACCGUUCCUGAACGCAACUCUCACUCCAAAGAGGCUGAACGCGGAGACCCCGAGACGGAACAAAAAUGGGCUUUUGUUGUGAAUAAAGCCACUUUUUUUUGUCCCAAGAAGCGGCGGUGGAUUCAAAAAAAAAGAAAGGAGUUCCUUAAAGGCGCAUGUGUGCAGCAGGAACUCAAAGGACAGCAUUGAUUGUUGGUGUAAAAUGGCCCCUGAUGAGAGAACCAGUUCCUCCUAACGCCCAAAGGAGCUCAGCCCGGACUGAAGUGGUGCGAGCCGUAGGCUAGCGGGGCAGGGAUGAUCACCUCCCAUAUGAACGGUUAUGUGCAGGAGGGUUCCGCUCAGGCCGCCAACCACAGGGAGCGGGCUGUGGACUGUCCCGGCGACGACACUUGCCUCGUCAAACUCCCGCACUGCGGCGCCCAAAUGGAGAGGAUUCAGCACUACCAGGAGGAGCUGAGGAAGAAGAGGGACGAGGAAAGCGGCCGGGGGAAGCACGACAUCGACCCCAGUGCGUCGCUGAGGCUCAAGAAGCUGUCGCAGAACCCCAAAGUGGGCGUCGACAAUCCCACCUUCGAGGGCAAGGAGAAUGCUGCCAAAGACGUUGAUGAGCUGGAGGAGUUGCUGCAGGCUGUGAAGUGGGCGCAACAAUGCCUAACAGACGCUCAGAGCCAGCAGGAUGCAGAGCUGCUACUCCAGCUGCUUGCAAAGGAAGACUUCAAGUGCGCCUACAGCAUCUACGCCGUUGUGUCCCAGAAGAUGAACCGAGUGAACCCCACCUCGCCCCUCACAGUGCAAGCACAAGACCUUUGCUUGGAGGUCCAAAAGAUCCUCAAGUCCAGCCAACAGAGGGAAGGCUUGGAGCUAAGAGCUCUACUCACCAAUCCCCAUCUCCAGGCGCUGAUGCAGGCCCACGACAGCUUAGCAGUGCAGGAAAUGGCAGAGGACAAUGUGAUUCAGUAUCUUGGAGAAACCGUUAAAAUGGUGCGGCUGCAGAAGACCAGAGACACCCCACUGGGCGCCACCGUGCGGAACGACAUGGACAGCGUGGUGGUGAGUCGUGUGGUUAAAGGUGGGACAGCAGAGCAGAGCGGCCUCCUCAACGAAGGGGAUGAGAUCCUGGAGAUCAAUGGUACAUCAGUUCGCGGGAAGCAUGUCAACGAAGUUCACGACUUACUGCAACAAAUGCACGGCACUUUGACUUUCCUCCUCAUCCCGAGCUCUCAGACGAAACCUGCCCCGCACAGACAGACUGUGAUGCACGUACGAGCUUACUUCGACUACGACCCCUCCGACGACCCUUUCGUGCCGUGUCGGGAGCUGGGCCUGUCCUUCCAGAAAGGAGAUAUUCUCCACGUCAUCAGCCAGGAUGAUCCCAACUGGUGGCAGGCAUACAGGGACGGAGAUGAGGAAAACCAGUUACUGGCUGGGCUCAUUCCAGGGAAGAACUUCCAGCAACAGAGGGAGACCUUGAAGAAAACGAUACCCGACAAGAAUCAAGAGCAGCAAGGUAAACGCUGGUAUGUGAAGAAAGGCAAGAAACAGAAGAAGAAAAGUGCAUCUACUCUGAGCAAAAACGCUGAUGCCGAUGACCUCCUGACCUAUGAAGAGAUGUCGCUCUAUCACCAGCCUGCCAACCGCAAACGCCCCGUCGCUCUGAUCGGUCCUACAAACAGCGGCCACGACGAGCUGCGUCGGAGGCUUCUCUCCGUCGAGCCGGACAAGUUUGCAGUCGCCGUCCCACACACAACCAGGAGCCCGAGACUACAUGAGCGAAAUGGGCGUGAGUACCACUUUGUGAGCAGAACCGGGUUUGAAGCCGACUUGGCCGCGGGGAAGUUCAUCGAGUCCGGGGAGUACGAGAAGAACUUGUAUGGAACCAGCACAGACUCCGUGCGACAUGUGGUCAACUCGGGACGCAUCUGUGUGCUCUGCCUACACACCAGGUCGCUGAGGUUGCUGAGGUCCUCCAACCUUAAACCCUUCGUCAUCUUCAUCGCGCCUCCUUCUCAGGAACGACUGCGCACCCUGCUGGCCACUGAGGGAAAAUCAGCCAAGCCCGAGGAGCUCAAGGAGGUCACGGAGAAAGCCCGCGAGAUGGAGCAGAGUUUCGGCCCGCUCUUCGAUGCCACCGUCGUGAACACGGAGCCAAACGAAGCUUUCCUGGAGCUGCGGAGGCUGAUCGAGAAGCUGGACACUGAGCCUCAGUGGGUGCCCACUUCCUGGCUGUGCUAAGCUGGGAAGAACACUCGCUGGUAAAUUUGCACAUUUUCCUCGUUUGUGGAGGAGGUGAACAUGAUGGACUCAGGUUUUCUUACGUUUCUUCUCAUCUCUUUUAUGUCUGUUUUUCCUGCUUUGUCCUGGUGAGUCAUUUUAUGAGACAAAUAGAAUUAUGCCUAUCCUAUUAUUCUUAAUAUUUAUGAUUGUAAAUACAGAUUUUUUUUAGACAAUAUUUUACUCCUAAAUUGUUUGUCCCCAAAAUGAGCAAUAAUAGUGAAAGCUGCAGUUAUUUCUUACCAUGGUCAGUAUUAUUUUGUGUUUGUGUAAUCCGUGCUGUGUUGACAAGCCUCAAACAAUAUGUGUCUAUAACCAUUAAACAGUAUAUCAUAUUAAUGUGCCUAAUUUAAUUCAUAGUUAACUACUGUAUUUUCCGGACUAUAAAGCGCACUAGUAUUCAAGCCGCACCCACCAAAUUUUAGAAGAAAAAAAUAUUUUUACACCGGACCAUAAGCCGCAGAUAUAAACAGGUACACAAUAUUUUGUAAAUAUUUAUUUUUACCCUAAUUGUUUCCAAACGGCACUAAAACGGCUGAUCAAAUAAAACAGAAGUCCUUGACCCACUAGCUGCACAAGCUAGCUCUCCAAUCAGCUAAACGGACUCAAAAAGGUGACGUUUUGGUGGAUUUACGAAACUGAAACAAUACAAAAAGAAUGCCAUUGUAAAUUAAUAAUACUAACACACUUGUAAACGUGUUAGCAUAUUUGCUAAUUCCAACGACGAUUGAUUACAAAAGCGCAUAAAAAUAUGCAUGAAAACGCUCCUACAGACAUCACACAUGGGACGAUUUAGGAAGUAUGAAUUGUUUUAGUUGUAUUGUAAAACUUACAUCGAUUGGAGUGAUGAAUGAAGAAUCGCUAUAGACGAAACGGGAUAUACUUCCGGUUCAAGGAACGAAACAGGUGGCACCAGCAGUUAGUAAACUCGUCCAAAAGAUGGCGCCAUAGCACGAACAAUAAUACCUUUUGUAGUGUGUUUGUCGGUGUUCUGCGAUAAUUAUUUGUUGUAUACAAAAAAUCAUGGCCGUUAGCGAAGAAAAAUCCAUAAAUCGGCCGCACCAGUUCAAAGCGUAGGAAAAAAAAGUAGCGACUUAUAGUCCGGAAAAUACAGUAAUAAGUGUUAAAUGUCUCCCAGGAUGCACCUGCGUGUUCUGAGAAGGGGUGAAUGUGCUGACUUAGCAAGAAUAUCAAGUAAUGUUUGAAUUUUGAGUACGGCUUUUUAUUUAUGAGUGAAUGGUGAAAUGUUUAACAGCAAGGGCUUGGGGGGUAAACAUCUUGUCAGUGAGGUAACAAUCCCACACACUUUAGACUAUUCCAACCAUUAUUUUCAGAUUUACAGCAUGCAACAAUCACAAUCUCCAUGUUAUAUUUAUGCAUCCUUAUUUGGGCGCAGCGACACCUCAGUUCUGUACAAAGAAACAUGGACACCACAUCACGACACACCUUCACGAGAGCACAUAAACGCGGGCCGAGACGCGCGGAAUAAAUAGAUGUAAGGGUUGCCAUGGUGACAGGGGUCACUCAAAGAGCAUGUCUUCAUCCGUCUCCUCCGUCAUCAUGUUGGCGGGUUCGGCGAUGGGGCCGAGCUUGGCCAGGCGAGCGGCAAUCUCUUUCUCUGUCCUUUCUCGCAGCUGCUUCUUCUUCUCCUGGAUCUUCUUCAGCCUGAGGCAGGAGACACCAAACUCAGAAGAUCGCACUCGACCAAUUCCCAUCACAUUUUGUCAGGCUUGCCUGUAGAACUCCUCUCGUUCCCUCUCGUCCAGCUCGGUGACGAUGUAAGUCAGGGUUCGAUCGAUGCGGGGGAUGAUUACUAAAAAGUCGCAGACAUCUUUACUUUAGACAUGCCUACAAAUUUGUGAUGAAGUGUGUGAUAUUUACCGUGCUCAAUCGCGUUCACGCGGCGGUUGGUGAUCUUUAUGGCCUCAUCGAGAGUGACAAAUGAUGUCUGGGGAUAAACACGGGGAUGAAAAUAUUCAGAUAUCUGUGGUCAGCAAGCUUUCCUACAGUGUUUCCCAGUGGGAUCAAUAGCUUAUGAAUCAGUCAUUUCUAGGAAACGGCACCCCCUCUCUGAAAGGAGGCUAACUUCACCUGUAGCUCGGUCACACAUUCACCCAAAUUUAAAAUUACAUUUCUAGCUCAUGUUGAGAAAUUUAAAUGGAAGGACUAUUGUAGCAAAGACUACUCGCAAAUGCGUGCCUCAAUCUUUGUAUGCGUGUUAAUUUGUGUUUUUGUUGCGAUUUGUGAGUGUGUGUAAAACAAUCUGUGUCCACGUUGCAAUCUGGGUCUGUUUAGAUUUGGGUGUAAAAAUAAACAACAAAUGUGUGUAAGUGUAUGUGUUUGUAAAAACAAUCUGUGUGUGUUUUAGAUGUGUGUAAAAAAGAAAAUGUGUGUUGCAAUUGGCGUGUGUGUGCGUGUAAAUAUGUGUCUGCAUUGCGUUGUGUGUGUAAAAACAAUCUGUGUCCAUGUUGCAAUCUGUGCCUGUCAUGCGAUGUGUGUGUGUGUUUUAGAUUUUUGUGUAAAAAAAAAAAAAAAUACAUCCGUGUUUCUGUUAUAAUCUGGGUCUGUGUUUAGAUUUGAGUGCUAAAAUAACUGUUUGUCCGUGUUGCAAUUUGUGUAACUGUGUUGCAGUGUGUGUGUGUGUAAAAACAAUCUGUGUAUGUGUGUGUUUACAUUAGUGUGGAAAAAAAAAAUCUGUGUAUCUGUGUUGCAAUCUGGGUCUGUUUAGAUUUUUGUGUAAAAAAAAAAAAAAAUACAUCCGUGUUUCUGUUAUAAUCUGGGUCUGUGUUUAGAUUUGAGUGCUAAAAUAACUGUUUGUCCGUGUUGCAAUUUGUGUAACUGUGUUGCAGUGUGUGUGUGUUUACAUUAGUGUGGGAAAAAAAAAUCUGUGUAUCUGUGUUGCAAUCUGGGUCUGUUUAGAUUUUGGUAUAUACAAAAAUGUGUCCGUGUUGCAAUUUGUGUAUCCGUGUAGCAAUGUGUGUGUAAAACAAUCUGUGUAUGUGUGUGUCUGUUGCAAUUUGUCUUUGAUGUGUGUGUGUAACAACAAUCUGUUUUUGUGUGUAAAAAAAUUUGCGUGUGUGUAAAUAUGUGUCUGUAUUGCGAUAUCAGUGUCCAGGUUGCGAUCUGUGUGUCUGUGUUUAGAUUUGUGUGAAGAAAAAAAAAUGUGUGUGUGUGUGAGUAAAAAGAAAAACAUCUGCAAAUUGUGUAUGUGUAAAACAAUCCCUCUGUCCAUGGUGUGAUCUGUGUGUCUGUUUAGAUUUGUAUGGAAAAAAAAAUCAUAAAAAGUGUGUGCUACAAUUUGUGCGAGCGUGUGUAAAAACAAUAUGUCUGUGUUGCGAUGUGUAUAAAACUGUGUGUCUGUGUUGUGAUUUCGUGUUAAAGUUUUUAUUCAAAAAAUAAAAUCGGAGUGUAAGUGGGUAAGGAGGCGAAAGGUAGCUUCCUAUUUAAAUGGUGGGCGAUUUUUUUUUUUUUUUUACACACAAACACAGAUCUGAGAUGCGCAUUUGCAAAUUCCAUCCAUCCAUUUUGUACCGCUUGACCCUAUCACAGCUGCAUUGUUUUGCUAUAAUACUUGCAUUACUUGAGUAUUAUCCUAAACAUGUAUUAUGAAAAGAAAAAAAUUGUGUGUGUAAUUUUAGAUGAGCGCCCCCUACCUGUAGGGAGGCCAACUCCACCAGCAGCUCCACAGCUCUGGCAUAGUUCCUCUUCAACCUGGACAGCUGCUCGCCACCCCUGGCCAGGCCAGUCAGCUCAUAGCCUGACAAACACAACACAGAGCUUAUAGUCACCACUUUAAACACAACAUCCAAAUCGCUUUUACUUACUGUCCCCGCCUUCUUGGUAGUGCUCAAAAACGGGAAGAAUUACACCUGAGAGCGCAAAAAAAACGUCAUAUUUUGUCUCCGUCACUCAUCACCGAAGGUAAAAAGUGAAGAAGGAGGUUUUGUAACCAACCUGCCACGUUGUCUCUUUUGGCUCGGACCUUCACCUGAGCUUUAUUGACAUUCUGGAUGACAGUCGUGCUGAACAAAAUCGCACACGUCACUUUCAAUAAUGUCAAUAAGGUCUUAACUCAUUCUCUUUCUAUGCCACAUCAAUGUGGAAUGCGCUCCCAACAGGUAUAAAAGAAAGGGCAUCUCUAUCCUCCUUCAAAACCGCAAUAAAAGUUCACCUCCAGGCAGCUACAACCCUAAACUAACACCCUCCCCGGAUUGCUAAUAAUCAAAUGUAAACAAUCAAAUGCAGAUACUUUUUCUUUUUCUUAUGCCUUCUGAUCUCUCUCUCUCUCUCUCUCUCUCUCUAUGUCCACUACUUGAUGUCCAUAUCCCCCCCCCUCCCUCCACACCCCUGAUUGUAAAUAAUGUAAAUAAUUCAAUGUGAUUAUCUUGUGUGAUGACUGUAUUAUG
Entelurus aequoreus (snake pipefish) is the source of this 6732-nucleotide messenger RNA. It is a transcript of the gene pals1b, whose product is annotated as protein associated with LIN7 1, MAGUK p55 family member b. The record is from RefSeq and is a predicted model, not a curated record. The coding region runs from base 350 to 2287 and encodes 645 amino acids. Gene Ontology annotation, cellular component: plasma membrane; adherens junction. The transcript has 14 exons. NCBI's taxonomy places the organism in Eukaryota, Metazoa, Chordata, Actinopteri, Syngnathiformes, Syngnathidae. Gene Ontology annotation, molecular function: protein binding. Gene Ontology annotation, biological process: morphogenesis of an epithelial sheet; establishment or maintenance of polarity of embryonic epithelium; establishment or maintenance of epithelial cell apical/basal polarity.